CGCCCCACCCCUAAAAAAAAAGAACAUAGGCCCACGCCCCACGCCCCACGCGAUGUCCUCCUUCCCCUCCCGCCGUCGCCGCCGGCCCCGCCGCUGCGGCGAGGUGCGGCCGUCCGCGGAUUGGGCGGAUCUGCCUAUAGACGCGCUACUGUCGGUGCUCCAAUACCUGGAAACCAUCGAGCUCAUGGUGGGCGGAGCGGGGCGAGUAUGCCGCUCCUGGCGCCGGGCCAUACGCAAUGAACCCGAGCUCUGGCGCCGCAUCGACAUGCGCAUCCACAAAUAUCACAACUACCGGAUUGACGAAGGCAUGGCGAAGGAAGCCGUCCGGCGGGGGUCGGGCCGGUGUGAGUCCUUCUGGGGCGAAGACGCCACCGACCACUUCCUCCUAUUCCUCACCGAGCAGGCACCAUCUCUAAAGAGCCUUCGCCUCAUAUCUUCUAAGCACAUCACUAACGAAGGGUUGUUGGCGGCACUUAAUAAGUUUCCUGUGCUUGAGGAGCUUGAGCUUUCACUUUGCAAACAUGUUUUCGGAAAGGUAUACGAGGGUAUUGGCAUAGCCUGUCCACGCCUCAAAUGUUUAAAGGUCAGCUAUCCUUGCUUCUAUAGCAUCGAAGAUAUCGAGUAUAACAAGGAUGAGGAAGCUCUGGGGAUUGCAACAAUGUUUGUGCUACGCUCCCUUCAACUGUUUGGCAGCGAACUCACCAACGCAGGAUUGGCAACAAUCCUUGAUAACUGCCCUCACCUUGUGUAUUUGGACGUUCGCCAUUGUUUCAAUAUCCACAUGGACAUCACCCUGCGUGCAAAGUGUGCUGGAAUAAAGACGAUGAAGCUUCCUCAUGGCUCAACUGAUGACUAUGAGUUCCAGAUUGAAAACCCAGUUCGAACACGUGCAAGGAAACCUAGGCGAGAUUACAAACCCUACGUCUGAUGGAAAUCCGAAACUUGACUUCUUUCAUGCCAGCUUUCGGGUUGAGGCUGCAAGAGUACUGUUUUUUCUUGGUGCAGUUAGGAGUUUAACAUCAAAUGCUUGCAGCCUGCUGUCAAUCACUGUGAAAUCUGAAGGCGACGAUGACCAAUGUGAUUCUUAUCAUUACUACCUGUAUCAUCUAUGUGUACUGACAUGAACGUGCGAAUAUGAAAGACUGCCCCCAGGCGCUGGGGCACUUCCCA
Triticum aestivum (bread wheat) is the source of this 1170-nucleotide messenger RNA. RefSeq names its product putative F-box/LRR-repeat protein 23. Lineage: Eukaryota; Viridiplantae; Streptophyta; Magnoliopsida; Poales; Poaceae. The coding region runs from base 53 to 928 and encodes 291 amino acids. The record is from RefSeq and is a predicted model, not a curated record. The transcript has 2 exons. Gene Ontology annotation, molecular function: protein binding.